AUGCCGGGUGCACAGCCAGGGCGGGAGAGGUUUCGGCGCAGCGAGUCAUUCCCGUGGAGCCGGAGGAGGCCUGUGUUAGGCCCUGCCCUGCGCUCCCGCGUGGACCCUCCGUGCGGGACGCUGAGCCUGGAGACCCUGGACGGCUCCGACCCUGACCCGCCAGAGGCGAGCUGCGAGAUCCGGUCUGCUGCAGUCCGGGAGCCGGAGGCCGAGCUUGCCAUGGACGUCAUCCUGGUGGGCUCCAGCGAGCUGUCACCCCCUGCUUCGCCAGGGCCCCGCAGAGAGCUCAUUGCGUAUGAAGUCAAGGUUAACCAGAGGGACAUAGAAGACAUCUGCAUCUGCUGCGGGAGCCUCCGGGCGCACACGCAGCACCCUCUGUUUGAGGGAGGGAUGUGCGCUCCCUGCAAGGCCACGUUCCUGCGCUGCCUGUUCCUGUACGAUGACGACGGGUACCAGUCCUACUGCUCCAUCUGCUCCUCCGGGGACACGCUGCUCAUCUGCGAGAACCCCGACUGCACCCGAUGCUACUGCUUCGAGUGCGUGGACACCCUGGUGGGCCCGGGGACCUCGGGCAGGGUCCAAGCCAUGAGUAACUGGGUGUGCUUCCUGUGUCUGCCCUUCCCCCGCAGCGGCCUCCUGCAGCGGCGCAGGAAGUGGCGGGGCUGGCUGAAGGCCUUCUGUGACCGCGAGCUGGGGAACGCACCAGAGAUCUACAAAACGGUACCCGUGUGGAAGAGGGGGCCAGUCCGGGUGCUGACCCUGUUUGGGGACAUCAGAAACGAGCUAACGAGUUUGGGCUUCUUGGAAAAUGGUCCUGAGCCAGGAAGACUGAAGCACUUGGAUGACGUCACCAAUGUAGUGAGGAGGGACGUAGAAGGAUGGGGCCCGUUCGACCUCCUGUAUGGCUCCACGCCCCGCAUCGGCCACGCCUGUGACCACCCUCCGGUGUGGUACCUGCUGCAGUUCCACCGCCUGCUGCAGUACGCGCGGCCCCGGCCAGCCCGCCAGCAGCCCUUCUUCUGGAUGUUCGUGGACAACCUGGUGCUGACUCAGGAGGACCGGACUGUAGCCACUCGCUUCCUGGAGGCCGACCCCGUGACCAUCCAGGACGUCUGUGGCAGAACCGUCCAGAACGCCGUGCACGUGUGGAGCAACAUCCCAGCCGUGAAAAGCAGGCAUUCAGCCCUGGGUUCCCAAGAGGCCCUGUCUUUGCUGGCUCAGGACAGGCAGAGAAUGAAGCCCCCCACCCAGGGGCCGGCCGAGCUGGUGAAGAAUUGUUUCCUCCCCCUGAGAGAAUAUUUCAAGUAUUUUUCAACAGGGCUCACUUCCUCUCUAUAAAUGAUUCAUUUUACCAUUAAAAAAAAAAAAAAGAAAAGAAAGAAAGACUUCCUAGAACAGGGCAACUUUCCUUGCAUAGUUUCUGUUUUUUCCUCUUCAAAUUGUUCUUUUAUUUGAGUGACUUUGGAUUUCCCAAGGUUGCCCCAGACAGAUGCACCUCCUUCCCGGUGUGGAGAUGCAGGCGUGGCCUGGCCCCGCCUCGUGGGGCCGAGGUUCUCGGCCUCUAACCGUGGACAAGACCUUGCUGCUACGAAGCUGCUGGA
Molecule: messenger RNA, 1601 nt
Organism: Hyaena hyaena (striped hyena)
Lineage: Eukaryota; Metazoa; Chordata; Mammalia; Carnivora; Hyaenidae
Gene: DNMT3L
Product: DNA methyltransferase 3 like
Exons: 13
Coding region: 1-1338 (445 amino acids)
Biological process (GO): negative regulation of transcription by RNA polymerase II
Cellular component (GO): nucleus
Molecular function (GO): DNA (cytosine-5-)-methyltransferase activity, acting on CpG substrates; enzyme activator activity; DNA binding
Source: RefSeq, a predicted model, not a curated record